AUGUGGUUCCGCCCUGCUGACUUCCUAUGGGCGCUCUGCGUGAUCCCCUUCCUCAGCCUAGCGCUCCUACCUUCUGCCCACGCUCAAAACUGCGGCGCAAAGUACAGGAACGCCCUCUGCCCCGAUCGCCUUUGCUGCUCCCAGUAUGGCUCGUGCGGCACGACCGCCGAGUAUUGCCUCACGUCGCAAGGCUGCCAGUCGCAAUGCAUCAAUGACGGACCCCCACCCCCUCCCCGCGGCCCGGACCCACCACCGAUCGACGAAGGAGCCCUUUACCGCCCACCGGCGUCGACUUUUGCCAAGCGCGACCUGGUCGGAUACUGGUCUUCCUGGUCACAGUAUUACGGCGAGGACCCGGGCACGCCCGGCUGCAAAAAGGCCGACAUGCACCUUCCCGAGCUCAUUAACCCUCACUUGUACACGCACAUCAACUAUGCCUUUGUUUUCAUCAGCGAUACAAACUAUACCAUGAUCCCGCACGAGCUCGACGACGAGGACCUCAGCCUGCGGCUCAACACGUGGUGCAAGCGCGUCAACCCAUCGCUCAAGACGCUCGUCAGCAUCGGCGGGUGGACGUUCAACGAUGGCCCCGGUCGCUUCACGGGCGGCAUUGACUACAGCCGCGUCUUUUCCAAGAUGGCCGCGAGCGCCGCUAACCGCGCCACGUUCAUCCGCAGCUGCAUCGACUGGUGUCGACGCUUGGGCUUCGAUGGCAUCGACAUCGACUGGGAGUACCCCGGCGACGUGGCGCGCGGCGGCACGCUGCAGGACGGUGCUAACCUCCUCACCCUGUACCGGGAAAUGCGGGAGGCCUUCCAUGCCGAAGCUAUUCAGACGGGGAGGACCGAGCUCCUCAUGACCAUGGCGGCACCCGCUGAUCCGGACAAGGUCGAGCUCUUCGACCCUGCGGCAUGCGCCCAGUACCUGGACUGGUUCAACCUCAUGUCGUACGACUUUUACGGUAACUGGGAAAACAUCGUCGACUCGACGGCCCCGGUCAAGGACACGCACCUACCCACCUGGAGCUACGAAAGCGCGAUCAAGCUCUACCUGCGCAAGGGCGUCUCGCCCCGACAGAUCAACGCCGGUUUGCCCGCCUACGGCCGCGUCUGGACGCUCGACGACGUGACCAAGAAUCUCCCAGGCGACACUGGCCACACUGGCGUGGCGGGACGCUGCACCGGCCUGACGGGCUAUCUGGCCUACUUUGAGAUCAUGGACAUCCUCAACGCGCAAAACCAGCUCGGGACCGCGGCGCUCAACUACCACUACGUCCUCAAUGACGGCGCCUACCUCACCUUUGACGACCAGUGGGUGGGCUUCGACAACGAGAAUUCGGUCGCCGAAAAGGUUGGCAUCAUCCAGAAGUAUGACCUGCGCGGGGGGAUGAUCUGGGCCAUCGACCUCGACACGAAGAGCUACGAGUUCACCCGGGCCGUCGCCGAGCACCUAAAUGCGUGCCAGCAAGACGACCCGUGGCUGCCCACACCGCCGGGACAGCUGGCUAGCGCUCCUUGCACUGUGACCGGGCCCGGCGCCGAAUCCGGAGCGGUGCAGACCCGAAGGUGCAGAGAGGACUCGACUUGGGAUGUCGUCGACAACGGUCAGUGCCUAGGCGCCUUCAAGAACAACCUGGCGGCCCGGACGUGCGUGGGCGAUUAUUAG
This is a messenger RNA of Pseudozyma flocculosa PF-1, 1665 nucleotides long. RefSeq lists its product as uncharacterized. Gene Ontology annotation, molecular function: hydrolase activity, hydrolyzing O-glycosyl compounds; chitin binding. NCBI's taxonomy places the organism in Eukaryota, Fungi, Basidiomycota, Ustilaginomycetes, Ustilaginales, Ustilaginaceae. Gene Ontology annotation, biological process: carbohydrate metabolic process. The transcript has 8 exons. The record is from RefSeq and is a predicted model, not a curated record. The coding region runs from base 1 to 1665 and encodes 554 amino acids.